CGAGAACGAGCUCAUCUUUCAGCUGCUACGGAGAUUGUGGAUUCUGAAUCGGAGCUAGGGUUUGAGGGGAAUCGAGAACGAUCAGGGCUCCACGAGAAACACAGCACGUGAGCACUCAGGAGGACAAGCGAUACCAAGAAAAUUAUUUUAAAAGCAUUUUCAUUCUCAAGGCCCAAGAACAGCAAAAAAAAAAAACGCAACGGCCUUAAAAGUGUUUCGGCCCUUCAACGGCCCACGUUUGACUGAGUUUGACACCAUCUUUGAUAAUGCUGACGCCAUUCUCUCGGAGUGUGUAAUUCCAAUUCUCGGUAUGGAAGGAGGUGGAGGAGGAAGUAGAAGCGCCGCCGCGGGAGUUGUCCCGGAGUCAGCUAUGGAGGCUGUGAAACAAACUCUAUCCCACCUCGAGGAACUGAAACGGCAGCUCGAGCAGAUGAUGACGUCUUUAGCUAAGCCAGAGGCUCUUUCCCAAAUGCAGCCACUGCAGAGGGCUAAGACUAUGUACUUUCUAGCCGAAUCCACCACAACGAUUUUCACUCUGAGGCUGAGGUGUGCUGGUGUUAACCCCGAUGAUCAUCGUGUGAAAUCUGAAAUUGAGAGGCUAAACGUUUACAGAGACAAGUUGCAGCGGUGUAUGGAUCGAAGUAAAGAACCGUUGCGUCAGACUACAGUCUUAAACCGUCAGGCAGCUACACGUUUCAUCGAACACUCUUUGCCUGAUCUUACAUCUGCUCAAAAGCAAAACAUCAGAGACCUGAGUAUAGGAGAGAAAUCAAGUAUGACAUAUUCAGCAACAACUGCGAAAAAGAGGAAAUGCCAAUCAGAUGAGAAACAGUCUGUUCAGUCAGCUGCAAAGGAGUUUCUUGAAAAGGCAGCUCGUGAGCUUAAUAAUGGUGACAAUGAAGAUGGUUUGAAGGGCCCUCUAAUGGCAGCAGCCGAUGGUUCAAAUGAUGCUGUUUCCAAUAGUUAGGGACGAUGUAUGUUGUACAUUGCCAUUAUGGUUAGCAAGAAGCUUUUCAUCUAGUAUAUAUUCAGAAUAGCCAAACGAAUUUUAAAACAA
Brassica napus (rape) is the source of this 1057-nucleotide messenger RNA. Its product is annotated as nuclear nucleic acid-binding protein C1D. Gene Ontology annotation, molecular function: RNA binding; DNA binding. The coding region runs from base 311 to 967 and encodes 218 amino acids. The record is from RefSeq and is a predicted model, not a curated record. NCBI's taxonomy places the organism in Eukaryota, Viridiplantae, Streptophyta, Magnoliopsida, Brassicales, Brassicaceae. Gene Ontology annotation, cellular component: exosome (RNase complex); nucleolus. The transcript is spliced from 6 exons. Gene Ontology annotation, biological process: maturation of 5.8S rRNA; regulation of gene expression.